CAUUCGUUUUUGUCUUUCCGUUGCGUUGCUGCAUUCUCCCUCUUCGCUCUGGUUAUUCGAUCCCCGAUUUUCGCUGCGAAACUCGUUGGUUUAUCGCUCCUGCGUCCGCUCCCGUUCGCUGGCGCUAGAUGGCCACCCCUCGCGUUUGGCAUUGACUCUGCAAGGGAGGUUGAGCCAGUUUUUGACUCUACUCUUCUCUGCUUUCUGUUUUUUCCUCCGGAGGAAGCCAACUAGCGGAGACUUUGCGGGGAAUUCUCUUUGCGGCGUUGUUGGAAGUUCGUGCGCGCUCCAGCACUGGCGGUGAGCUGGUUUGUCGCUUCUGCGCGCAUGCGCCAGGAUUCUUCUACAGCGGCGAGAACCCGCAACGACUGCUGUGCUUUUACCGGAGUUAAACACGCAGUUGUCUUACUUCGCACCCCCUCCCGAUCUCGGUUCUUUUCAUUUCGUUCCGUGAAUUCGCUUCCCCCCUUGCAGCUCCCGUUCCCCGCCUCCUCGCCGGCGCCGCUGUGUAGCUCCGCUGCACCGCGCCCGCUUUUCUGGUCAUUUUCUCUCUUCGUCUAUUGCGGCGUCUUCACUGUUCGUCUCCGUCAGGGCGUUUGUCCUCGAGGCUGUCGACAACCUGCGCUUGUAUCAGGGAAGGGGGGCAGAGAAACUCAGAGGAAAGACCCAUUUUUCGACCCGCUGUCGUCUCCCGUUGGCUGCCACGCUCCUUUUCUCUACUUCAAGCUCCCAAGUUCUACUAAGACUCGGUUCUCGUGGCUUGUCGUGACCUUGCAGUCUCUCCGUCUUGUUUGUUUCUGUCUUGCCUGUGUUCCGUCAAAGUCGUGUUUUUCCCGAACCCCCUCUCCUCUGCCACUUCCGCGUUCAAGCAUUUACCUCUCGCCUGCUUCUCAAACUCGCUGUAACCCUGUGCGCUUCGACCUGGGUGGGUCUCGUUGCCUCCAACGAGAGUUUCAGGUCUCAUUCUUUCUUUCACCCUCGCCUCUCGUGUCUCCUAAGCGACGUCCCCUACUCCCCAGUCACCAUGUCAGACACCGAAGAAGUUCCCCUGGAGGAGAUAGCCGAAGAAGAGGAAGUAGAAGCUGGGGAAGCCGAAGCAGAAGAGCAGGGCGGCGAUGAAGAAGGUGACGAAGGGGAGGAAUUCGAAGAGGAAGUAAGCGGCGACGUGGAGGCGGAGGCUGCGGAUGUUUCGGCGGCGCCCGACGCCGGGCUCGGCUACGUCGAGGCCCCGGACACGGGCGAAGUGGCAGAGAUCAUUCUCGUCACAACUUCUCUCGGGAGCAUUCGGAGGCAGUUUUUCUCCAGUCAGAGACUCAAGAACUUUCUCGACUGCAAGGGCGUCGUCUACGUCAUCAUCGACUCAAACAGAGACACGAGCAGUGCGAAGAAUCUGAAAGACGUCGAACUUUUCAAGGAAUGGAAGGCCAACCGAAUUCUGAAGGCGACGGAAGAGACGGAGUUCAGUUCAGAGCCAGAAGUUAUUAUCCCUCAGGUGCUCGUCGACGGUGUCUUCGUCGGCGAUGAGACUGUGGUCCAGGACUUCGAGGAAGAUGGAGACCUUGAUUGGAUUUUCUCGCGCGCGGCCUGUCCGGCGUGUCUGCACGAGAAGCCGCCGGACGCCCCGUCGUGUCCCUCUUGCGGCGUCACCUAUCGUUCGCUCAUUCCAGCGCAGUACAUUGCGGAGGCGCAAGUGAUUCAAAUGCUGCAGGGAUGCCCAUACAAUGGAGAAGAAGGAGAAGAGAAAGACUCGAAAGAGCGGUGGGCUGCCUCGCCUUCCUUCGAGGGCGGAGUCGACCUCGGCACCUUCGAAGAAGGCGAAGAGCCGCAGGCAGAGGAGGAGUAAGCGGCCGAAGACUGGGCACCGGACGAAAAGCGAGUCGGAGAGGUCCCAGGAGCAUUUUCAGUGGUCACCGGCGUCAUCCAGACACCGACGCACGGAGUGGGGGGAGAGAGACGCACACAGCGACGUGAAAGACGAAAACCUAGAGAGACCACGACGUGGAAAGGGGGAGGGGAAAGCAGAGAAAGGAUGAAAGAGAGAGAGAUAGAGAGAUCAGCGAAUCCAACGCGAGUGAGCAAAAAGAGACUCGAUGAAAGUCGACAAGACAGGAAAGCACAGAACGUCAGGAGAAAAAACUUUCUGUGCAAAGCCGAGAGAGCGCGAACGAGAGCAGGGCUACAUGAGCCUUGUCGUCAACAACCGAGAGUGUCCUUUUGGCAUGCGCGCGCCGUCUCUGUGUACGCGCGCGUGUUUAUCGACUUUUCUGCGUGUCGAGCUGAAAACCGACUUCCUUGUCGAAAUGUCUCUUGCACACAAAGGAGAGAUGGUGGAUGUAGAGACGGCCUAUGUUGAAGGCGAAGACUCUCGUCUCUCCUAGCUGCAUGUGCUACGUAGCAAUAACAAAGAGAGGGAAAGGGGAGACUCAAGCGCCUCUCUCCUGUACACGUACUCCCCACUGCGUCAACCCCGCAGUCAAGGCCUACGCGAAGCAUGAGACAUCUGCGGCCUCGUGGAAAACGCGGUCCAUGCUCUGAAACCCAGCACACUGUUUAAUAAGAGUUUAAACCGUCUCUGUCAUGAGAACAAAGGCAAACCAUCCCGCGCGUUUUCACUUGCUUUAAAAAGGAAAAAAACGCGAAACGCGUUCCCAACUUCCAUUCCUCGGACAAUUUCUCUGCGCAGAGAGACCGACGCCAACACCUCUCUGCUUCUCUCCAUCCCCCUCUUCUCUCUUCUCUAUGCCAGCAAUG
Molecule: messenger RNA, 2751 nt
Organism: Toxoplasma gondii ME49
Lineage: Eukaryota; Apicomplexa; Conoidasida; Eucoccidiorida; Sarcocystidae
Exons: 4
Coding region: 1025-1843 (272 amino acids)
Source: RefSeq, a predicted model, not a curated record